CACUUUCAGUUAUUGGCUAGUCGCUGGUGUAGUAUAAUUACGAGGAUAAUUUGAUAUUAAUGUAAAAAAUGUUUAAACUGAACUGCUAAAUCUGAUAUAUUUGUUUAAUCUAACCAAAAAAAAGAAAUGAAAAUAUAAAUAUAUAUCAGAUCUUUUCAUUUAGGAGGUUAAUGCUUUCUCUAAUUUGUAGUUUCCUCUAGAUUGUAAUCACGUGGUUUUAUUUACAUUUCUUGACUUGACUCAUUGAACAUGUCGUAUAUCUAUUUACAACAUUUUCAUAAAUCAUAUUAUACACCUACAACGUAUUUUUUAUAUUUCCAAAAUAAAUUUUAACUUAUAAUCAAAUAGAUUAUAAUCAAUACAACAACAUAUAAAUUGCUAAAUCUUGAUGAUGUUACGAAAUUAUUUGUAUGAUAAUUGUCAAUUAACAUGAUAAUAUAUUCGCUUUAAUCUGCAAUAAAUUUAUUAUCCAUGUUUUUAAGAAUUACUCAUCAUGGGUAAUAGGUCGUUAUAUAAAUAAUGAAAAAAGUAGAGAGUAGUGUGUAAUAAGGAAAAUCAAAAAUGGCUGAAAAAGGAGCUCAUUUAACUGGAACAGCAUUUAUAAAACCUUCUAUUUUUGAAAUUAUAGCACAGGAAUCAUUAUCGUCCAUUGUCGAACCUUCUUUUAAAAAAUUUCUAUCGUUUCUCAUAUCAUUCAAUAUUGAAAGAUACAGUCAUCUUCUUAGAUGGACAGAUGAAGGCUAUUUAAUUUUCAAUACAAUUCUUCAAUGGUAUUACUUGAAUAAAUAUUCUGCUUCAUUUUCUGAAACAUUUUAUGGUUUAAAACGCAUAACUGUAGUAGAUUCGAAAAUUAAAAGCAAGUUAUCAAACAAGCAAAAACAUCUUUCUUUGAUAUUAACAGUUGUAUUCCCUUAUAUAAAAAAUAAACUAUCUCAGUUAAGUCAAAGAUAUAAACUCGAAGAAUUAGAUGGAUGUGCUCCAAAAUCGAAAUGGAAAAAAUUGUAUUGUAAUUGCAUUAUCAAAGGAAACGCGAUAAUUUUUAUGAUAUAUGAAUUUAUGGUACUGUAUAAUUAUAUAGUUUAUAUUUCUGGAAAAUCUGCAUAUACUUCCCCGCUUUUGAAGCUGUUAUCUAUUACUUUAACAUAUGCAGAACCAGAACCAAUAAUUAGUAUUUCUGAUCUAUUAAGAAAGAUUAGAAACAAUUCCUUUGGCCUUAGUGAUGGGGUAGAUAUAUUUCAAAGAAUGGUGACUACAUCUUUUGAAUUUGGAGCAUUUUUCCUUCAGUUUGUAUCAUGGUGGACUCAAGAACAUUAUUCAACUAACUUACUGUCAUUACCCAUUCCACCACCUCCUAAGAUUCCAGAAAUAGCAAAGCAGUACAAAGGCAUAUGUCCAAUCUGUCGUAAAGCACUCAGAAUACAUACAGUACUUUCAGUAUCUGGUUACGCAUUCUGCUAUCAAUGCAUUCUUCCUGUGAUACGCACAGACAGAAAGUGUCCAGUGACAAACUAUCCUGCCAAAGAAGAUGACUUAAUACGUUUGUAUUUAGGCUAAGUAAUAAUGUGCAUAUUUUAUCAGAAAAAUUGUAUAUGUAAAUAAAAGAUUGUUAUUUCUCAAA
Molecule: messenger RNA, 1618 nt
Organism: Bombus huntii
Lineage: Eukaryota; Metazoa; Arthropoda; Insecta; Hymenoptera; Apidae
Gene: Pex12
Product: peroxisome assembly protein 12
Exons: 6
Coding region: 562-1554 (330 amino acids)
Biological process (GO): protein monoubiquitination; protein import into peroxisome matrix
Cellular component (GO): peroxisomal membrane; peroxisomal importomer complex
Molecular function (GO): zinc ion binding; protein binding; ubiquitin-protein transferase activity
Source: RefSeq, a predicted model, not a curated record